CUCUCUCUCUCUGCCUUUUCUCCACAUCACUUUUCACUAUUCAAAUCAUUACACCCAGUACCCGAAAAGCUUGCGACAUUGAUUUAUCUAUAUGCAUUUGCCAUAAACGACUACAUUUUACAUACGCACAUAAUCUAUAUAUGUUAGUCACUACUUAGAUCUGGAAAUCUUUUGCUCCAUUUCGUUUAGACAUCCACAAAUUUUAGGCAUUUGUAUGGAACGGGAUUUUGUUUCAGCGGAUGAUUUGGUAUACGUGGGCCUCCAUUCACAUUGAUAUAUAUAUGUAUAUGCAGAAAGAGGAGGAAGACAGAGAGAUUGAUCUGGCAAGCACCGAGCCAGAAACCCCGUUGCCCCUGACUGUCACUUCAAGGGUACUGUAUAUGUUAGGGGAUAUUACAGCAGGUCCUGCUUAUCGGUUUGCACAAUGGCUUGAGCUUGUUCGCAAGCGCAGCAGCAAGUAUCGGGCCUCAGGGUUUCCUCACCGGCCUCAUCACACUGAGAGUAUGCCCAUAAGUUUGGAAAAAUAUAACAUCGAUAUAAAAACAUCCCCACCUGAGCAAGCUACAGAAAUCAGCCUGUGGGACAGACUUGGUAAAUCUGACAUGAUAGACAUUGAAUCAAGCUCCUUCUCUUGGAACACACUUUCCUCGCUUCACCAUACAGAGCAUAGCAGCAGCACAGAGCAGUCUGAGGAUGAGAUGACUAAACCACUGGAGGUCACUGUUAAUUCUGGGGGUGUUGUUUUUUUCGCUCUAUUUAACCAACCACAAAAUGAUGAGUCUUCUCCUAAGGAAGCUGCCGCUGUCAUAAAGUUCUCAUCAUCAAGGAUGGCUACCCAGUCAGAGAGGCUUGGCUAUGAAUUUGCUAAGUGGCUAGGUGUCAAAACUCCACAAGCUAGGGUUGUUCAUAAUGCCAGUUCUGAAUGGCAGCAAAUAAAGGAGGCUGCAGAAAAAGCAAAAGAUGCUGCCAUUGCAGAAGGGGAUGAAAUUGGUGAAAUGACUUGUUCAGAACUUCUGGAAGCUCUUGAGCUUAGUCGCUGCCUUCUAGUGAUGAAAGGGCAUGGGGUUUCUGCAUUUAAUGCAACUGUUGUUGGACCUCCACUCUGUUAUGUACACGGAUCUCCUUUAUUGGAAAGCUCAAGUGCUUUUGAGUCACGAGAAGUGGCAGAAAAGACUGCAGCAGCACUUGGCAGGAUUUUGAUGUUAGAUCUUGUUAUAAGAAAUGAAGAUCGCCUUCCUUGUCGCCAUCUCAGGUGGCGUGGAAACACAGCAAAUUUACUCUUGGCUGAAAAAAUUGCCAGCGCAAAUAUGGAUGCCCUGGAAUUGGCUUUUGAUUCAGCAAUCAAUAGAUAUAGACCGAAAGUUAUUCAGGCGCUUCAAAAAGAAAGAAGAGCAACUUCUAUAGACAGUAGACUAAGCCCUCCUCAACCAGGAUUGGUAUCCCAGGGUUCUGAUGUUUCUGAGAUUCUAGAAUCUCCAAAAUCUAGCAAUAUGAGUGUAAGGAGUCUUUCUUUGAAUGAGUCAGGUUGUACUGAUAUUCAUAUUUUAGCAAUAGACUCUGGGGUGCCCCGAAGACCACCAGCUGGAAAACGUGCAAAUGACCAAGCAAAUUACCCUAAGCUAGUUGAGCUCCUCAUAAACAGUUCUGAGUAUGCAUCACAACUGUUGAAUGAAAUAACCAGUGGAAAAUUGGGAACUUCGCCAGAAAAUACUGAUGCAACGACUGAUAUACGGGAAUAUGAAAUGACCUCAGUUGUACAAUCAUUCAGAAGUGGAUUUCGAGCAGCACUCAGGGACUUGCAGGGUUUUCACAUUUUCCUUCUUACUCUUCACCAGAAACUAGAUGGCCUGUUGCGAACUUUUCUCAAUAUUGUAAAUAAAUCUACUUGUGGCGAUCUUGACAAAGAGGAUCUGGUGGUUCCUGAAUCACCGUCACAGGCCCACUUUCUACCUUCACCUAGCAGGGAUCGAGCCUCUGGUGAUAAUACUUCAGACUUGAAUGAUUCAGAAUCACAGAGGGUAGUGCCAAGACAGCCAUCUGGUGGAUUUAGAGAAAGUUUAGAUAGUUGUUCUCCAAUGUCACGCGACAAUUGGCAUGGGAAGUUAGGCAAAGGGAGUGGAGAACCCUUACGUAGCUUGCGAUUGACGUCAAAGCUUCGUGAUUUCCACAAAUUUGCAAAGGUGGAUCAAGAACUAAACAAAGAAUUAGAACAGUGGACUGACAUGCUUAAAAAUGAUGCAAUUAAACUGUGCCAGGAGAAUAAUUUCACUACUGGCUUCUUUGGCAGUGAUAGCAAUUAUAUGGUUGACGCCUAUGAGCUAAAGGUCAGGCUUGAGCACAUUCUUGAGAGGACAGGAUUGAUAUCUGAAGCAGCAAACACGGAAAAGCCAUCACCAAUAUCAGGCAGUCUGUUUAUUGGCGGGGCACUUGCUGCUAGAUCUGUGUACACUCUGCAGCUUCUGGGGAUUACACAUAUUUUAUGUCUUUGCUCGAAUGAAAUUGGACAGGCAGAUUCUCAGUUUCCAGAUUUAUUUGAAUACAAAAACUUUUCGAUAUGUGAUAACGAAGAUGCUAACAUCAGUGAUAUUUUCCAAGAAGCUCACGAUUUCAUCAAUCAUGUUGAGCAAAUAGGUGGUAAAGUGUUGGUUCAUUGCUUUGAAGGGAAGAGCAGGAGUGCAACACUGAUUCUCGCUUAUUUGAUGCUCAGAAAUACUUCCAAGCGAGGCAUGAAAUCAAUGAAGAUAGUUCAAUUCAGCAAUUUUUUUGCCGUUCGCCUAUGAAAAGGAACAUCAUAAGUGUCACAUGCAUUCAAUUGUGAAGUUUCAUCUAAUGCAGAAACUUUACCCUAUUGCAAGCGUGGAAUGCGCUGAAACGAGCGCACCGCAGAGCCCAGCCUAAUGAUGGGUUCGCGAGGAUUCUGUUGGACUUGGACCAAAAGUUGCACGGGAAAGUUUCAAUGGAAUGGCAACAUCGGAGACCGAUGAUAAAGGUGUGUCCGAUCUGUGGAAAGAACGCUGGACUGAGCAGCAGCUCUUUGAAACUUCAUUUGCAGAAGUCACACAAGAAAAUAUCAUCAGGGAGUGUGGACAGUGCCAUGACAAUGGAGAUACAGAAGGCACUCGAUGCACUCAAGAUAAGUCGAGGUGGAAGUGUCAGCCCAACCCAAAGACAAUCUCCCUCCAUGACCGAAGAAUAACUCUCUUUUAUUUAUCUCAUCCAAAAACAGAUCUUCUGUUAAUAUGUGUAGAAUGCAAAACUCACUAUAUUUACAACUACCUACACAUGCUUGCUAUCCAACAAACACUAUACCUUUUUUAA
Salvia miltiorrhiza (redroot sage) is the source of this 3318-nucleotide messenger RNA. Its product is annotated as dual specificity protein phosphatase PHS1. The transcript has 11 exons. The record is from RefSeq and is a predicted model, not a curated record. NCBI's taxonomy places the organism in Eukaryota, Viridiplantae, Streptophyta, Magnoliopsida, Lamiales, Lamiaceae. The coding region runs from base 240 to 2780 and encodes 846 amino acids. Gene Ontology annotation, biological process: cortical microtubule organization; response to abscisic acid; protein dephosphorylation. Gene Ontology annotation, molecular function: protein tyrosine/serine/threonine phosphatase activity.